AUGUCCGGUUCCCUGCCGGGAGGUGCACCGACCCAGAGCAAGGCGCUCCAGGAGCAACAGGUGGGAAAGGGAGAAACCUGGAAGCGGGCCACGCCUAAAGGCAUCUCUUGUAUAUUGCGAGUUCACGGAACUUUUAACCGGCCGGAAAACGUGCAAGUCAGGAUGCCUUUGCUUAUUCCAAGGCCUGUGUGGCCGUUCGGACCCCCCCCGCGGGGCGUUUGCCGAAAGCCUCGCAGACACGGCGUCCUCGAGGACGGAGCUGGCGUCUUCUGGGCUUUUCCAGCCGCGCCCCGGCGCUCGGCUGCCCCCCCGCAGGCGCCUGUGCGUGCGCGGCGGCCUGAUUGUAAGUGGCUGCUUUUAUCGACCAAUCCGGUCGUCGCCCGGCCGAUUCCCCUCUCGCGCCCGGCCAAUGGCGGGGGAAGCCCGCGCCGCCCGCGCCGCUGCGGGCAGGCGCUGGGCUUAAGUUGCGGCGGGAGGCGCAGGGGCUCAGACCGCGCUGGGCGGCCGCCAGCUCGCACCUGGCACCUGCACCUGCUGCUACCUGGCACCUGCUACCUGCCCGGCGCGGCCCGCGGUCGGGAUCCGUCUAGCGCCGCGUUCCCUCGCGGGGGUGUGUUGGGGGGACCCCUCUUUCCGACUGCCAAAAUGGUUAUCAAAGUGUUUGUUGCCACAUCUUCUGGGUCCAUAGCGAUUAGGAAGAAGCAGCAAGAAGUAGUGGGCUUUUUGGAAGCUAAUAAGAUCGACUUUAAGGAAUUAGACAUUGCUGGAGAUGAAGACAAUAGGAAGUGGAUGAGGGAGAAUGUUCCUGGAGAGAAAAAACCUCAAAACGGAAUCCCUUUGCCCCCCCAGAUCUUCAACGAAGAGCAGUAUUGUGGGGAUUUUGACUCUUUCUUCUCUGCAAAAGAAGAGAAUAUUAUUUAUUCAUUUCUGGGUUUAGCUCCCCCUCCAGGCUCAAAGGGAACAGAGAAGACUGAAGAGAGUGGAGAAAAUGAGGCACAAAAAGAGGACAAUGAAGAUGCGGGCAAUCUAGCCGAAUCUCAAGAGAAGAAUGAAGAAUCAGGAGAGACAGCGACAAAGAGGCCUGGGGUGGAAGACUCGUGUCGGCAGCAUGGCGUACCGCCUCUAGCGGGCGACGGGAGAAGGGGACCAGUUCAGGCCCGUUUGACGGUGUCGGCACGGUCCCGGCUGCCCGGCUCUGGAGCCGCAGGGCUGCUGAGCUCUGUGGACCCGUGCCCGGCGUGCGAGGCCCCCGGCUGCGACCUGCAGAGCCCGCUCCUGUCAUUGUGCCUCCUGAUGCCUGAGUUCACCAUGGGCUGGUCCAGCCCCGACGACAGGCGCACCAGGCUAAAGGUACACUAUAAAAUGAUUGAGCUACAUUAUGAGCUCCUCACUAAAAUUUUGGCCGACACCCAGCAUCACUCCUCUGCGUAUCUUCAGACCCGGUCAAGUUCUUAUGUUGGAGGCUGUGAAUGGGGCCCAGGAGAGCCUGGGGUUGUGACAGUGGCUGACAAACCUUCAGCCCAAGGACCCAUGAAGGAAAGAGUUAUUCAAGAUGUGGGCUUCAACUUCUGGGUUUUACGGCUCACCACAGGGUUCGCCAUGGGAUUGACAAAACUUUCUGCUCUGUACACAGCAUCCAACUGUGGCAAAGGGAAGAAGGUAGACUGCACCCACAGUGUGUCCACCUUGGACCCCAGGGGGCCAGAUGGCUGUUUGGAUCUGGAGGUGUCAUUCCACUGCACCUUCUGGAACGCCCUGGAGCAGAGGUGUCCCUUCCGCUCCUCCUUGCCCCUUCCAGACCUCCCUAAACUCCUCAGCUCUGAAUCUCGCGUCAUCAGACCACAUCGAUUCCAGGAGUGUGCCCCUUCUCAGACUCCCGCCACCCUUCCUCCAUCCUCACCCUCAUCCAACGGCCUUGCCUCCUCCUUCCUGCGAGUGUUGGAUAGAACAUCGAUAUCCUCCUGCCACACCUGCCCCGGCCCGUGCGUGUCCGUGUGCCACGCCACAGAGGAGCUGUCUAGGCUUCCAGUCUCUGUCGUCACGACCACCAAUGGUGGCGCCAACUUACCGAGGCAAGGUUGGUACAAGCGGGUGACCAGGCUCUUGGUGUCCCUACGUCUCCAUCAUCUCCCUGGCUUGGAACUUCUGUCCUUAAGAUACAAGACUGCCCUUUCUAGCCCCACUCUGAACGUGGAUCCCUUCACUGGCUGGGAAGAUGUGAACGCGGGGCCAUCUGUGCCCCAGCCUGGAGGUGUGACGGGCACAGCCUUGUCGUGUUAUAACCACGUGGGCCAAUCUGAGAUUAAGGAAAAGAAAUCGGAUUACUUUGGUCUGGACAGGUCCCUGGGGCCCUGGGAAUUUCAGAGUGUUCUCGAAGUUAACUUUGGGACCGUCCCCUGGGAGGCCCGGAGGAGGGUAAACUCAAAGAAUCGGCCCAAGGGGAUAGAAACAAAUUCCACCAUGGGGAAUGUCUGGUGCUCCUCGAAGGAUGCUCUUCCCCUCGGGGCUACGGAGGCGGCACACCGCAGACAGCUCCUGUCGCCACGCCUGGCGCUCUCCUGGGUGGUCCUGCCACUCCCCCGCGACCGGCGCAGGGCUGCUGGCUGA
Messenger RNA from Odobenus rosmarus divergens (Pacific walrus), 2607 nucleotides. RefSeq lists its product as uncharacterized. Bases 1 to 2607 code for a protein of 868 amino acids. The transcript has 20 exons. NCBI's taxonomy places the organism in Eukaryota, Metazoa, Chordata, Mammalia, Carnivora, Odobenidae. Gene Ontology annotation, cellular component: cytoplasm. The record is from RefSeq and is a predicted model, not a curated record.